AGCGGUUCCGAGGACCAUCCGGUGUGUCACCAUCAACGUCAAUCAGUCCAUAGAGGCUAUGUAAAGUAACGCAGGUUGAGGAAACAAAGAUCUUGCUUCGAAUGUUUCAAAUUGCUCUCUGCACCGUUUUCAUAAUUACUUGUAUGGCUCAUCUCGUAACAUUUACCGUACAGCAAAGCUUAACACUAGACAGUCACAUUCUUGGUUUCAAGAUCCCCGGUCCCUCCCUCCCCGUCAUUCCCCAGAUCUUCAACGUCAUCUUCAUUGCAUUAUAUAAUCAUGUUUUCGUUCCGGUUGCUCGGAGGAUUACAGGAAUUCCCACUGGAAUCCGGUAUUUCCAACGAAUUGAGGUUGAAAUUGUGCCAUCCACCAUCUCCAUGGCUGUCGCCGGAGUUGUGGAAACGCGACGGAAGUCUGUUUCUGUACAACAUAACGUGGUGGACUCAAAAGAACCGCUGCCCAUGAGUGUGUUCUGGCUUGGGUUCCAGUACGCUAUAUUUGGAUUGUCUGAUAUGUUCGCCCUCGUAGGACUUUUAUAUUUCUACUAUGCACAGAGCUCUGCCGGAAUGAAAUCAAUAGGCACUGCCAGCUUAAACUGUUCGUUGGCGUUUGGGUACUUUACGAGCUCAGUGGUGGUGGAGGUGGUGAACUGGGUCACUGUUGGCUGGCUGGCUAGCAACAAUCUGUACAGAGAGAAGCUGAACUACUUCUAUUGGCUGUUAUCAGGGAUGAACAUGGUGAAUUUUUUUAUCUUCUUGGUCUGUGCCUCUUGGUAUAAAUAAAGAAGGCGGAGGUGAGACAACCGGAAGAAUUCUCCGGUGACACUUAAAUCCGCCGGAUUUAUCGUCACUGCAAUAAUGGAACUGUCCGAGU
This is a messenger RNA of Rubroshorea leprosula, 873 nucleotides long. The record is from the annotation of a GenBank genome assembly. Lineage: Eukaryota; Viridiplantae; Streptophyta; Magnoliopsida; Malvales; Dipterocarpaceae.